CUUCGCUCUCAUUGGCAGGAAAAACCUCUUGAGCCGAAUUAUACAGAGUUCAAACCUGGAUGAAUGUUGCACCUCGAGUUGAUUACUGCGGCAGUAAAGUGGAAAAGAACUCGCAUGCUCAAACUGGACUACUGCGAUCUUGCUAAGCCCCAAUUUCUAAUGUUGAUCACCACCACGAUCGAGUCCUUUUCCUUUUGGGCUAUUUUUGGCCCCGGCGGUCUGAUGGAAACUCGCCUGUGAUUAUACUGAAUAACGAGCAACGCCGCAGGCAAGGUCAUUUUCGGAAAUGUUAGAAUGGGUACUUAUACUGUGGGAUGCGUGAUGGGGCUUUAACAUAUUGCUUUGCACCAUUUUCGUCACUUCUCGUCUUCAGCUGUGAUGAUUCUCGCAGCCUUUACACACUCUUGGCGGCAUCUUAAAAAUGUUGUGAACUUUCCUUCCGUUGAUGGCAUUGGUCCCCUUGGUCAGGUUGUCCAUCUCUUCAUUCAUCCUCAAGGGAUCACGCAUCUCUUCCUUCUUUCAGAUAUUUUCACUUCCUUGAUCCAGGUCAGAUUGUCCGUUCUUGUUAGCCUUCCUGUUCGACUGGCAGAGAUUGUUAGCCCAUCCCAUAGAAAAUUGAUCUUCCUAGUCGGUUCAAUUCUCUGGCUGAUUCUUCCUUGUUUCUUGUGCCGCAUGUACAAACUCGAGCCUCAAGUCUGGAAUUGUGCUACGCUCAAGCCUUGGUACAACAAUCAACGAAGUCUUGCAGGCGUGUUUGACAUCAUCUGUGGUGAAACCAUAAUCUGGUGAAUCUACCGUAUCAUCAAAAUUGAACGAAGGCUGCUUUGAUUUUUUCCGAUACCUUGAGGUUGACGAGCAUGGAAUACUCAGAAAGCAACGAUAAGGAAAUGAAUAGGUUGGCGGGUAGAGUGUGGCGUAUGUGCGAUUGAGAUAUGCGGAGAGCAAGCAUUAGUGCAGGGAUGUUUGGCUGGCAACAUCUUAGUCAUGUACCCAUUUCCUGGUAUUUCAUGAGAAUUGCUUGUAUUCCU
Somion occarium is the source of this 1028-nucleotide messenger RNA. The record is from the annotation of a GenBank genome assembly. NCBI's taxonomy places the organism in Eukaryota, Fungi, Basidiomycota, Agaricomycetes, Polyporales, Cerrenaceae.